GGAUUUUUAACACUUAAUCAAGUCAGUGCUGCUAUAUGGUUCAGAAACUUGGCGGUGCGUUACGCUAAGCACUUCCAACAAACUACAGACAUUCAUCAACAGCUGCCGCUUACGCUGGCUCGAUACUGAAGAUUAGAUGGCCAGAACAAUAAGAAUAAGCAACAAGGAACUCACUCUGAGAACAAACCAACCAAGAACCUAUCACCCAACAAAUAUGCAGUAGAAGAAGGUGGAGAUGGAUUGGGCAUGCAUUGAGAAGGCUGACUGGGGACAUCACGCGCCAGGUACUAGAGUGGAAGCCAAAGGGGAAACGAUGAGUUGGGCGCUCGUGGCGAGGGUGACAUGGAUGAGUAAAUGUGAGGAAGAAAUGAAAGCUACUGAGCAGUCGUGGAGUCAGGUUGAAAAGACUGCAGAGAAGAGAGUGGAAUGGAGGCGUGGUACUGAAUCUCUAUGUUCCAUUAGGAACCCAAGGGAAAAAAAAAUGAUUCAAUUGCUGAUUGAAUACAGAGAAUUGUAUGAAAAACCUGGAUUCCUUUACAGCAAACAUAAUUACCAAGCUGAUAGUCUAAAAGUUAGAGCCUUCAAUAACAUUUUGGGUCAAUACAUUUAGUGAGCACUAUCUCAGCAAAUCAAGACAUAUAAUGUGUAGGCAGGUGUAUGAAGCAUUAUCAUACUGGUUGUCUGUCAAAACAUCAUCAGGUCAUAGGUGUAACUGUGACUUGCAAGUAAUUAAGAAGUUUUCAACUACUGAUUUCACC
Molecule: messenger RNA, 758 nt
Organism: Heterobilharzia americana
Lineage: Eukaryota; Metazoa; Platyhelminthes; Trematoda; Strigeidida; Schistosomatidae
Source: the annotation of a GenBank genome assembly